GCGGAGCCCCAUGGAGGAGCCUCCGCCGCCACCGCCGGCGCGCCCGCCAGUGAGCACGGCCUUGCCGGCCAGCCCGCACCCCGGCGCCCCCUCCGCGGCCGGCUCGCCUGGCGGGACUUCCUCCGCGGCGACAGCGGCUGUGCUCUCCUUCAGCACCGUGGCGACCGCGGCGGCCGCUGCGCUGGGGAACCUGAGCGACGCGAGCCGGGGCGGCGGCGCUGCCGUUCCCGGUGGCGGCGGCCUCGGCGGGUCCGGGGCGGCGGGGGAGGUACGGGCCGCGGGGGCGGCGGGGACGGCGGGGAGGCCGCCACUGGGACCGGAGGCGGCGCCGCUGCUGUCGCACGGGGCGGCGGUGGCGGCCCAGGCGCUCGUCCUCCUGCUCAUCUUCCUGCUGUCUAGCCUGGGCAACUGCGCGGUGAUGGGGGUGAUCGUGAAGCACCGGCAGCUCCGCACCGUCACCAACGCCUUCAUCCUGUCGCUGUCCCUGUCGGAUCUGCUCACGGCGCUGCUGUGCCUGCCCGCCGCCUUCCUGGACCUCUUCACGCCGCCCGGGGGCUCGGCGCCCGCGGCCGCCGCGGAGCCCUGGCGCGGCUUCUGCGCCGCUAGCCGCUUCUUCAGCUCGUGCUUCGGCAUCGUGUCCUCGUUCAGCGUGGCCCUCAUCUCGCUCGACCGUUACUGCGCCAUCGUGCGGCCUCCGCGUGAGAAGCUCGGCCGCCGCCGCGCGCUGCAUCUGCUGGCGGGCGCCUGGCUGGCGGCCCUGGCCUUCUCCUUGCCCUGGGAGCUGCUCGGGGCGACCCGGGAGCCCCCGACGGCGCAGAGCUUCCACGGCUGCCUCUACCGGACCUCCCCGGACCCCGCGCAGCUGGGCGCGGCCUACAGCGUGGGGCUGGUGGUGGCCUGCUACCUGCUGCCCUUCCUGCUCAUGUGCUUCUGCCACUACCACAUCUGCAAGACGGUGCGCCUGUCGGACGUGCGCGUGCGGCCGGUGACCACCUACGCGCGCGUGCUGCGCUUCUUCAGCGAGGUGCGCACGGCCACCACCGUGCUCAUCAUGAUCGUCUUCGUCAUCUGCUGCUGGGGCCCCUACUGCUUCCUGGUGCUGCUGGCCGCAGCCCGGCAGGCCCAGGCCACGCAGGCCCCCUCGCUCCUCAACGUGGUGGCUGUCUGGCUGACCUGGGCCAAUGGGGCCAUCAACCCUGUCAUCUAUGCCAUCCGCAACCCCAACAUUUCCAUGCUCAUUGGGCGCAACCGCGAAGAGGGCUACCGGACUAGGAAUGUGGACGCUUUCCUGCCCAGCCAGGGCUCGGGUCUUCAAGCCAGAAGCCGCAACCGUCUUCGAAACCGCUAUAGCAACCGGCUGGGCACCUGCAGCAAGAGGUCCUCUUCCAACCCGGCGGGCGGUGCGGGACGAGACCUUGCCAUGUGGGCCCGCAAAAACCCAGUUGUGCUUUUCUGCCGCGAGGGGCCACUGGAGCCGGUGACUGCAGCGUCCAAACAGCCUAAAUCCGAAACCGGGGAUACCAGCCUCUAAGAAGGGUUGGGAUGGACACCUGGUGAAGGCAAAUUUCCACCCUCUUCAUUUAAUGAUACAGAAUUCCGGGGUAAUCGUGGGAUUUCAUAAAGCCAAACAUUUAAACUAAAGAGACAGAGGGGGAGGGUUACCAAUCCCCCCAAACAACAUAAAAGACAAUGUCCCCUUCUUCAAAAGUGCCAAAAGGAAUGUAAAAUGCAAAAAUUAAAAAACAAUCUUAAACCACACAACCAAGUGUUGUGAACUGUAAGUGCCAAAAAUGACUAAAAUAAAAUUCACAAAUACUGAAAAGCUUACGUACAGGAUCACACUGUGAAACAAACAAAAUCUUGAAUGCAAUCAGUAUUUGUUCAAAUGCAUAAUUUCAGGAAUGAAUGGAGACCCUCACAGCUGCCUGAAAGCCCCUCUAAACCACCAGCAUUCAACAAAACUUCAGAUUCUAGAACUUGAUCCUCUGACACAUGCUUUGGGUGCUUAGGCUGGGAGUGGAAAAUUCUUACGCUUACACACACUGGUGCAUUUCCACACCCCACACCCUUAUAACCUUUAUGGGAAAUUUUAAAUUAAUACCGCAAUUAAACCAUUUUAGGAUUUUAAGAAGGUGGUUUAUUACUAGAUACAAUUCAACCACUUGAAGGGCGAAUAGAAGUAUGAGCAUAAAUGUAUGUGUUUUUAAAAGUAUUUCAGGGUGGUACAUAAAAAUUCAUGUCCCUUUCACUCCUAUCCUACCCCCAAAUCUAUCUAGCUUGGGAAACUUUGCAGCUGUAUACUAAUUCUAAUCUGCUACUUUUAUUUCUGACAAUUUGGGGGAUACUGGUCUUAGAAUGGCUUCACAUUUAAAAAAAAAAAAAAAACUUACAUACCAGAAAAUCUUUGUCUUUUGAGGUAAAUUUGAUUUUUGGAUACAACAAAAAAGGUAAUUAGAAGUCAAGGUGAUUGAAUAAGGUGAGUGAUGCCACUUUAUUUUUAUUUUUUAUAAAGUAACAACAUUGGCUUUCCUAUGUGGCUUUUAACUGAGAAUGAUUUUAAAGAGAAUUUCUAAAAAUAUUUGAGAAGUGGUCACAUUCUUGGAAUAACCAUAGAGCUUUCCAAGGUAAUCAUACUCUCCCACAUUUGGAACUUGAGUAUCUUUUAAAAAUACCUGAUUGUUGCUUUAGGUAUGUGACUUGUCUAAAAUAAUGUAGUCUUUAUUAGAAAGAGAGAACAGGUGUGGGAUUAUUAUAUUUUUAUAACAUGGUAUUAAAAACAAGCAAAAAAUCAGGUACUUCAGACAAACUGAAAAUACUUCUGAAAUGAGCAAAACAAAGAUGAUUUUCACAAAAAUUCAAAAGCACAAUUUGGGAUUUGUGUAUGUGAAAUUUCUCACAUUAAAUGCCACUGUACAGAGAAUCAUUUACUCAGAAUUUUCAAAGAUGUUUUUGUGUUUUCUCCCUCUUUCUUUCCCCUCCAUCUUGCCCCUCUUUUUUUGAAUUCUUCACAGCCUUAACUGAAUAAGUAUUUUAAACUAGGUAUGAAAAGAGAUCAACUAUGAUAUGAAGAUUUCAAUGUGAAAUAACCAACAUCUGUUCUUGUAAAGUAUUUAAAGAUGUUUAUUAGUAUUUAAGUCUGCGUGACA
Molecule: messenger RNA, 3146 nt
Organism: Cynocephalus volans (Philippine flying lemur)
Lineage: Eukaryota; Metazoa; Chordata; Mammalia; Dermoptera; Cynocephalidae
Gene: GPR135
Product: G protein-coupled receptor 135
Exons: 1
Coding region: 11-1531 (506 amino acids)
Biological process (GO): G protein-coupled receptor signaling pathway
Cellular component (GO): plasma membrane; endosome
Molecular function (GO): G protein-coupled receptor activity
Source: RefSeq, a predicted model, not a curated record